Molecule: messenger RNA, 183 nt
Organism: Coprinopsis cinerea okayama7#130
Lineage: Eukaryota; Fungi; Basidiomycota; Agaricomycetes; Agaricales; Psathyrellaceae
Exons: 1
Coding region: 1-183 (60 amino acids)
Source: RefSeq, a predicted model, not a curated record
AUGGGUUACGACUACAAGUACAACAAGAACGAGAUAUCAGCGAUGAAAAACGCAAUCAUCACCUUCCUGCUAGCAGGCCACGACGGAAUACAACAUAACAAGAUAGACGGAGACGACACGGAGGAGCUCGAAGCAAUCAUACAAAUCAUGCAUAACAAGAAAAGGAGUAUCACCAGCGGUUGA